Meira miltonrushii is the source of this 2440-nucleotide messenger RNA. RefSeq names its product Dbl homology domain-containing protein. The record is from RefSeq and is a predicted model, not a curated record. The transcript has 2 exons. Gene Ontology annotation, biological process: intracellular signal transduction; positive regulation of Rho protein signal transduction. Lineage: Eukaryota; Fungi; Basidiomycota; Exobasidiomycetes; Exobasidiales; Brachybasidiaceae. Gene Ontology annotation, molecular function: guanyl-nucleotide exchange factor activity. The coding region runs from base 232 to 2382 and encodes 716 amino acids.
UCUCCAUCUUCCUUAAUCCUAUUCCACAUCCAUCGUUUCCCUUUCCUCUUCAUCCACGCCGUUUGGAGGAAGACUCAAUUCACUCUUCGCCGCGUAUUUUGCAAGAAGAAGAGUGAUUGCUGAAACCUUUCUUCUCUCCCCUUUCUGUUUUUUUCUGCAUGUCCACCUAAUUUCGAACAACACAAUUGAACAAAUUUCAAACAUUUUGAUUGACUUGAUUAAUCGAUAGCCAUGGACCGUGAACAACAGGGACAGCUUCACAAAAGCAGACCAGAACCUUCAGAGUCUCUGAAUUUGACGGAAGACGAGGCACUUGCACAGGCAAUGAAGCAAUCUCAAAAGGAUGAAAGAGAACGUUUUGUUGCUCAAUCUCGUGAGGAGAAAGAUCUGCAACGUGCCAUCGAAAUGUCUAAAGAAAGUGCCGAACGCAAAGCUGACGUUGUAAAAGACGACAACGCAAAGCAAGAAGUCGCCGCCUCUGAUGAAGAAGAGACUGAAGAUGACUCGGAUUAUUCUACUACAGGAUGGACUUCAAGCGAGGACGAUGACGAUGAUGACGAUAUUCUAGCCGAAACAGAAGAUCAAAGUGAAGAAGCACAACAAAGGCGUGUUGCAGAGCGAUUACGUGUGUUGGAAGCAGCUGGUAUCCUGGUCGUCCAAGGUCACGGUAAAGAUGACGAUCAAGGCAUCACUGGAGGAAAGGCACAAGAUGAUGUCAACGCAGAUGCAUCUAAACAAGCUGAAAACCUGCUAUUGCACCGCAGACCAACAGCCAAACGCUCAAAACCUGAAAGACCAACAAGAACGAUUGGAGAACAACGUAAGCGCAAAGAGAGACCAGGAAAGCCAUCUAGACCUCCUCCGCCUCCACCGGUGGCGAAAGAGCCAGAAGUUCAAAUGGACGAUGCUUAUGAACGUUUUGUUAAAUUGAAUAAACAAGUACAUGAACAACAAAAGAAUGACCCUUUGCCUGCAAUUCCAACAAGUGAUGCAAGCCCGGAUAUCGGAUCAUCUUCUUCGCCACCUCCUGCUUUGGCUAGUACAAAGUCCUCUACUGGUUCUGGCUUGCUGAAUACUCUGAAGAAUAUGUCUUCUCGAAAGACAGGCGCUCAAGGUCCAGCAACCGUUGAACGUAGAACUACGCCAAUCAUUUCAGGGCCAAUGAUGGUUCAACGAAAUCAAAGUCCUGCAAUCGGUACGGAUUCCAGCACCUUAUCACAACAACGUGGAAGCAUAAGUGAUGGUGAAAGCAUUGCCGCUGCAACUACAUGGAGUAGCAUCAUUGGCAGUGAAGGAUCGAGUGCGAUUCCCGAACAAGAAAGGAAACGUCAAGAGGCAAUAUUUGAACUUAUUGCAACUGAAUCAACUCACGUUCGUGACGUGCAAAUUAUUGUGGAUGUCUUUUUCAAUGCAAUGCAACCUCUUUUGCAAACAAAAGCGGCCACUGUGAUCUUUGGUAAUAUCGAGGAGGUGCUAUUGGCAGCUGUUUCACUUUUAUCCGACUUGGAAGCUCGUCAACGAUCUGCACAAAUGUUCAUCACUCAAAUUGGUGACAUUUUGGAAAAUCAUAUGAAACAAAUGUCAGUUUAUAUACCCUAUUGCGUUAAUCAAGAAACCGCAACGCAUAUCCUUACAACGGAAAGAAAUCGAAACGUACAGCUUGAUGACCUUUUGAAAAGGCUUCGAUCUGAACAUGCAUCAGCAAGAGGAUUGGACUUGAGUCAUUUCUUAUUGGUACCCAUGCAAAGGCUGACAAGAUAUCCUUUAUUGAUCGGACAAAUUCUACGUUAUACAAACGAAGAAGAUGCGGAUCCACAAGAAUACAAAUCUUUGCGUAAUGCGAUGGCAAAUGCACAAUCAUUGUUGGAUACCACCAAUGAAUCCAUCAGACAAAGACAAAGCGAUGAACGUUUGGUGGAAUUGACGGAGAAGAUCAAUGCAUCAUCUGCCGGUGAAAAUGGAACGAGUCAAGUGAAAUUGGAUCUUACACACAAAACACGCUGGAUGGGACCAAGAAGAAUCCUAAGAGAAGAAGUCUUAAUCAAACAAAAGAGCGGAAGAAGACUUUCUGUGAUUUUAUGCAAUGAUUUAGUGAUCCUCUUAUCUGGAAGACGAACGACGGACGGCAAUACAAAUGUUGAUCAAUAUUUGUACAGGAUGCCAAUGCCACUAGAGGAGCUGGUCGUUCGAGAUGUUCCUUCAGGCCUAAAAGGUCGAGAUGAUUUAUCCUUCCAAUUACUCCAUCAAGGUCGUGAGAAGGUAAACAUUCGUUGUUCUUCCGCACGUGCUUGUCAUUCUUGGAUGCAUAGCAUUGAUUCUGCCCGAUCUGAUUGUUUAUCCGCUGCCAACAAGAUCAACAAACGAUCUUCCAAGCAAGCAUAAAGCUGUGCAUCGAUCUCUGUACAUACUCAAAAUAAUUUUAUCCAUUGUUCUUUACCGC